Messenger RNA from Aedes albopictus (Asian tiger mosquito), 5088 nucleotides. RefSeq lists its product as uncharacterized. Gene Ontology annotation, molecular function: zinc ion binding; nucleic acid binding. The transcript is spliced from 2 exons. NCBI's taxonomy places the organism in Eukaryota, Metazoa, Arthropoda, Insecta, Diptera, Culicidae. The coding region runs from base 1 to 5088 and encodes 1695 amino acids. The record is from RefSeq and is a predicted model, not a curated record. Gene Ontology annotation, biological process: DNA integration.
AUGCCGGACGAGAAGCGGUUGAAGGCGAAAGAGACGAAGCGGAAGAACGUUCUCGAGGCGCUGAAGCGAUUGGAUGCAUUCGUCAAGAACUACGAUCCCGAUCAACACCAACAAGAAGUUCCCCAUCGUUUGGAUCGCUUGGAGAAAGUUUGGUGCGCAUACGAAAUCGUUCAGGAAGAGUACGAGGAGAUGGAUGACUCCGAAGAAUUCGUCCAGAAGAAUUUGGAGCUACGCGGAACUGUGGAGGAACUCUAUUUCCGUGUGAAGGCUGGAUUAUCAUCGAAGGUACCACCCCCGCCAAGCCCCACUGUCGCUGUUGCCCCCGCUGCCCCUGCUGCUCAACCAACUUUGGCCAAUGUAAAGCUGCCGACGAUUUCGCUGCCAGAAUUCGACGGAGAUUUCAACAAUUGGCUGACGUUUCACGACACUUUCAUGUCGAUGAUCCACUCGUCGACGGAGAUCUCCCAGGUCCAGAAGUUCCACUAUCUCCGUGCAGCCUUGAAGGGAGAAGCGGCCAGACUGAUCCAGUCCAUCACGAUCACAGCGAAUAACUACGCCGUCGCUUGGGAUACGUUGGUGAAUCGCUACUCAAACAAGGCCAUUCUGCGCAAGAAGCAUAUACGAGCCUUGUUGAAGCACCCCAAGAUCCCGAACAACAACGUCGAAGCCCUGCACAAAAUCGUCGAUGAAUUUCAGCGCCAUACGAAGGUCCUGGAACAGCUAGGCGAACCAGUUGACCAGUUCAGCUCGAUCCUCAUUGAAUUGCUGGAAGACAAGCUGGACGAUGCGUCGCUCACCGCUUGGGAGGAAUCGAUCGCAACGAACGCUCACCCAACAUACAACGAGAUGGUCGAUUUUUUGCAGAAACGCGCCCGUAUACUGGAGACCAUUUCGAUCAAUCGCCCGCAGAACAAUGCUUCCAAGUCGUUUAGCCACCCGUCAGCCCAGAAGAAGCCGAGCCAGCCGAGAUUGAGCUCCAACGCUGCCACCGAAGUUUCAUCGAAAUCCUUCCCGACGUGCCCUGCGUGUGAGAAACAGAGGCACUCAAUUUUCGAUUGUACCGUUUUCAACGGCCUCGAUCCCAAAGGUCGCAUGAAAGUUGUAACGGAGAAGAAGCUUUGCAGUAACUGCUUCCGCAGUGACCAUUUCGCUCGCAACUGCCGCUCAAAGUUCAGCUGCAAGCACUGUUCGAGACGUCAUCACUCCAUGAUUCAUCCCGGACCGGCAGAGAUGGAGAAAUCCGCUCCCGAAGCAGGAAGCGACAACCCUUCGCCUGGUCCAUCUAGCGUGGUAACAGCUGUUGCCGCAAUCCCGACACCCGAGGUCGUCUCCACCGUUAAAUCGUCCAAUGCCAGCGUUUUGUUGACCACAGUGGUGCUCAUAGUCGUCGAUGUCUACGGACAAGAACACGUGGCCCGUGCCCUGUUGGAUACAGGAUCCCAACCGAACGCAAUCAGCGAACGCCUGUGUCAGCUGCUCCACCUUCCUCGGAAAACUGUUAACGUUCCAAUAGCUGGAGUUGACAGCACUGUUACGAACGCCAAGCAUGAAGUCCGAGCAGAAAUCAGAUCCCGUGUCGUCAACUUCUCGGAAUCCUUGGAAUUCCUGGUACUCCGGAGAGUUACGAGUGAUACACCUUCAGCAUCGUUCUCCACCUCCCGGUGGAACAUCCCCGAAAACUUCGCCCUCGCGGAUCCCGACUUCAACACUUGCAGAAAGGUGGAUAUGAUCAUCGGCGCUGCGCAUUUCUAUUCGUUCCUCCGAGAUGGACGUUUUCGCCUGAUGGACCAAGGUCCCUUACUGGUUGAAACGGUAUUUGGCUGGAUAGUUGCUGGCAAAUUUGAAAACCCAGCAGAAUGCAGCAAUCGACCCGCCGUAACUUGUCAUGUGGCGACAGUUACCUCCGUGAGUGAGCAACUCGAACGCUUUUGGCGCAUCGAGGAGCUAAAUGGAUCGGACUAUUCCGUUGAUGAGCAGAAGUGCGAGGAUUACUAUCGCGAAACAGUUUCUCGUGACCCGAGCGGUCGCUACGUCGUCCGAAUGCCGAAGCACCCCGAGCACGACCGAAUGCUAGGAUCGUCGAAGUUGUCUGCUGUUCGUAGGCUGAAGUGGUUAGAGCUGAAACUGGCGAAGGACGAAAAUAUGAGGAUUCAGUACCAUGAUUUUCUCCGCGAAUACGUCGCUCUCGGCCACAUGACUCCAGUUCCCGAUAAUGAAGAGUGUAGUUCGAACGUUUUUUAUCUCCCGCACCACCCCGUACUGAAGGAGUCGAGCAGCACCACGAAGGUGAGAGUGGUAUUCGACGGCCUCCGAUUUCGAAAGUUUCCGGUUGCAUUGGUGGCGGACAUCGAAAAAAUGUACCGCCAAGUCUCGAUGAACCCCGCAGAUCGCCCGCUCCAGAGAAUUCUAUGGCGGUUCGACGCUUCUGAGCCAAUUCAGACGUAUGAGUUGGGUACCGUCACGUACGGCCUCGCCCCGUCCUCCUUCCUCGCCACCCGGACGCUUUUGCAGCUGGUUGAAGAUGAAGGCACCCCGUUCCCGAAAGCUAGCACGGCCAUCAAGAAGAACGUUUACGUGGACGACCUUAUCUCUGGACACAACAGCAUCGAAGAAGCCAUCGAACUCCGUGAAGAACUGGACUGUCUUCUGCAGAAAGGUGGUUUCCGUUUCCGAAAGUGGUGCUCCAAUUCCCUUCCAGUUCUGGCUGGCCUACCUCCCGAGUUACUCGGGACGCAAUCGUCUUUGAAGUUCGAUCCCGAAGAAAGCAUCAAAACACUCGGAAUACGAUGGGAACCGGAAGCAGAUCUUUUCCGCUUCGACGUUUCCGUUACGAUCCAGAAUAAAUCACCGACCAAGCGCACCAUACUUUCCACGAUCGCUCAGCUUUACGACCCUCUUGGCCUGAUCUCUCCCGUCGUCGUUCAGGCAAAAAUUCUAAUGCAGAACCUCUGGCUGUUGGCGUUGGACUGGGAUGACGAAGUUUCUCCAGAUCUCCAACGAAAAUGGGCUCAAUUUUGUGAACAGCUUCCCACCCUCUCCAACUUCCGCAUCGAAAGGUUUGCUUUCGCCCAUGGUUUCCAAACUGCGGAACUGCAUUGCUUCGCUGAUGCGUCCGAGGUCGCAUAUGGUGCCUGCAUAUACGUUCGCUCUGUUGCCGCUGAUGGACAAGUGCAAGUGAGUCUCCUGGCUUCAAAGUCUAAAGUGGCCCCACUAAAGCCGCUUAGUAUCCCGCGUCUUGAGCUGUGCGCAGCUCUCCUUGCCUCUCGCCUGUACGAGAAGAUUGUCAGCUCGUUGGACAUGGAGUUUGAUGGAAGCUUUUUCUGGUCCGACUCAACAAUCGUUCUUCAGUGGAUGAAGGCACCUCCACGAACGUGGAAAACGUUCGUAGCGAACCGCAUCGCUGAAAUUCAAGCUUCAACCGUUACUUUGCACUGGCAACACGUCUCCGGGAAAGAAAACCCUGCAGAUAUGAUAUCCCGUGGAGUUUUCGUCGAAGAGCUGAUCCGCAGCGAGCUGUGGAAGCACGGUCCCCCGUGGUUACGUGAAGACAAAUCAACGUGGCUCUCCCAAGGUAUCCCAGAAACCAAGUUCAGCGUAGAAGAAUUGGAGUUGAAAAAGAAUGUAAUUCUGACGACCCAGAUUCGCCAUCCCGAUUCGCUGUUCGAAAGGUUUUCGUCGUACCAAACCCUCCUCAAUGUAGUUGGGUUCUGUUUUCGUUUUUGUCACAAUGCCCGUUACAAACAGCGACGAAACUCCAGCAGUGUACUCUCCGUUGCCGAACUUCAUCAUGCCAGGACAGCCCUGGUCAAACUCGUCCAAGCUGAAACGUUUCCCGAUGAUCUGCAGCGCCUAAAGAAAGGGUUCAUGGUGUCCAGUAAAUCGCCUCUUCGCCUGCUAAGCCCAUUCCUAGACGCUGACGGGCUGAUCCGUGUCGGUGGCCGGUUACGGCUAGCUGACACACCAUACGACGUGAAGCACCAAAUCGUGCUCCCUGGAUUUCACACGUUUACACGCCUCCUACUGAAAUUCCAUCAUCGCAAGCUAGUUCAUGGUGGGAUUCAGAUGACUCUCGCAGUCGUCCGCGACGAAUUUUGGCCACUGAACGGUCGGAAAGCUGUUCGGAGUGCUAUUCGGAACUGUUACGAGUGCAGUAGGGCGAACCCGCAGCCGAUUCAACAACCGAUCGGCCAGCUGCCGAUUGCCCGAGUCACCGCAAAUGAAGCCUUUGUCUGCACAGGGGUUGAUUAUUGUGGUCCCGUUUUUCUUAAGCCCGUCCACCGUAAAGCUGCAGCCCGUAAAAGCUACAUCUGCGUUUUCGUCUGCUUGAGUACAAAGGCCGUUCACCUCGAGCUCAGAAACAGGCCUCAGCAUUUGUACUCCGACAACGGUACAAAUUUCAUCGGCGCGAAAAAUGCACUGCACAAGGUAUAUCAAAUGCUUCAACCCGGACCCGAUAGCGACAAAAUCAGUAAGCAUCUCGCUGAAGAAAACAUCCAGUGGCACCUGAUUCCCCCGCGUGCCCCCAACUUCGGUGGUCUAUGGGAGGCCGCCGUAAAGGUGGCCAAAGCCCAUCUGGUCCGUCAACUCGGAUCGUCAUUGCUGUCCUUCGAGGAACUAACAACGGUUCUAAUCAGAAUCGAAGGAUGUAUGAACUCCCGCCCGCUUCUUCCACUUUCCAGCGAUCCUAACGAUCUGGGAACUCUCACACCCGCACAUUUCCUCGUGCGGAACAUGAUCCGCCCGCUCCCCGAAGUCGAUAUAAGAAAUGUACCGCUGAAUCGCCUCAACCAGUACGAGAAGCUCCAGAAGUACUCUCAAAACUUCUGGUACAGAUGGCGAAACGAGUACUUGAAGGAGUUGAACCAGCAGUACUGUACCAACCCGAAGCGCUACCAGGUCAACGUUGGUGACAUCGUGAUCUUGAAGGACAAAUCCCUUGGUCCUGCCCGCUGGCCGCUAGCCCGUGUUAUGGAGACGCACCCUGGCCCAGAUGGUGUGACCCGUGUUGCAACCCUCCGAACUUCAUCCGGGAUCCUGAAGAGAGCUGUCUCCAAGAUAUGCCCGUUAGAGUGUGUCACUGAAGGCUGA